Pongo pygmaeus (Bornean orangutan) is the source of this 9004-nucleotide messenger RNA. It is a transcript of the gene ITGB8, whose product is annotated as integrin subunit beta 8. Lineage: Eukaryota; Metazoa; Chordata; Mammalia; Primates; Hominidae. The record is from RefSeq and is a predicted model, not a curated record. Gene Ontology annotation, molecular function: integrin binding. The transcript has 14 exons. The coding region runs from base 1095 to 3404 and encodes 769 amino acids. Gene Ontology annotation, biological process: cell adhesion mediated by integrin; cell migration; integrin-mediated signaling pathway. Gene Ontology annotation, cellular component: cell surface; focal adhesion; integrin complex.
AGCCGCGCCUGCGGGCAGCCGAGGCGAGGCGCUCCGGUAGCGUGGGGAGGUUUCCUAGCAACUCUCUGCCUUGAGUGCACCCGGCUACCCGCAGGUCUGGAGCCCCCCGGGGGGCCAGAGCAGGACCACCCCUCUCCCGCCCAUCGCCGGCCUCGCCUCUCUCGCAUCCUAGCCGUGUGCACCCCAGAGCGCGCCAGCAACUCGGGCUCUGGACUGCGGGACGCCUGAGCCGCGCACUGGGGCGAAAAGGACAAGGGCACGCAGCCCCCGCCCCGCGAAGCCGGGCUCCGGCACCUCGCGGAACCUCCCCUCCUGCGCUCGCAGCCGCAGGCCCUACUCCCCGCCAGGCAGGGAGCGGCGAUGCCUCGCUCUGUGCCUGCGGGUGUCGGCGGGUGCUUCUAGGGCGCUCCCAGAGCCGCCUCCCCCUGUUGCCGGCAUCCCGAGCUUCCUCCCUUGCCAGCCAGGACGCUGCCGACUUGUCUUUGCCCGCUGCUCCGCAGACGGGGCUGCAAAGCUGCAACUAGUGGAGUUGGCCUCCCUGCCCACCUGUGGAAGAAACUGCGCUGAUUGAUGCGCCAUCGACUUUUUUCCCCUCGACCUCGCCGGCGUCCCCUCCCACAGAUCCAGCAUCACCCAGUGAAUGUACAUUAGGGUGGUUUCCCCCCCCCAGCUUCGGGCUUUGUUUGGGUUUGAUUGUGUUUGGCUCUUCGCUAAGCUGAUUUAUGCAGCAGAAGCCCCACCGGCUGGAGAGAAACAAAAGCUCUUUUCUUUGUCCCGGAGCAGGCUGCGGAGCCCUUGCAGAGCCCUCUCUCCAGUCGCCGCCGGGGCCCUUGGCCGUCGAAGGAGGUGCUUCUCGCGGAGACCGCGGGACCCGCCGUGCCAAGCCGGGAGGGCCGCAGGGGCCCUGAGAUGCCGAGCGGUGCCCGGGCCCGCUUACCUGCACCGCUUGCUCCGAGCCACGGGGUCCGCCUGCUAGGCCUGCGGAAAACGUCCUAGCGAUACUCGGCCCGCGGGCCCCGAGGUGCGCCCGGGAGGCGCGAGCGCGCGUCCGGAAGGCAGCCAGGCGGCGGGCGCGGGGAGGGCUGUUUUGCAUUAUGUGCGGCUCGGCCCUGGCUUUUUUUACCGCUGCAUUUGUCUGCCUGCAAAACGACCGGCGAGGUCCCGCCUCGUUCCUCUGGGCAGCCUGGGUGUUUUCACUUGUUCUUGGACUGGGCCAAGGUGAAGACAAUAGAUGUGCAUCUUCAAAUGCAGCAUCCUGUGCCAGGUGCCUUGCGCUGGGUCCAGAAUGUGGAUGGUGUGUUCAAGAGGAUUUCAUUUCAGAUGGAUCAAGAAGUGAACGUUGUGAUAUUGUUUCCAAUUUAAUAAGCAAAGGCUGCUCAGUUGAUUCAAUAGAAUACCCAUCUGUGCAUGUUAUAAUACCCACUGAAAAUGAAAUUAAUACCCAGGUGACACCAGGAGAAGUGUCUAUCCAGCUGCGUCCAGGAGCUGAAGCUAAUUUUAUGCUGAAAGUUCAUCCUCUGAAGAAAUAUCCUGUGGAUCUUUAUUAUCUUGUUGAUGUCUCAGCAUCAAUGCACAAUAAUAUAGAAAAAUUAAAUUCCGUUGGAAACGAUUUAUCUAGAAAAAUGGCAUUUUUCUCCCGUGACUUUCGUCUUGGAUUUGGCUCAUACGUUGAUAAAACAGUUUCACCAUACAUUAGCAUCCACCCCGAAAGGAUUCAUAAUCAAUGCAGUGACUACAAUUUAGACUGCAUGCCUCCCCAUGGAUACAUCCAUGUGCUGUCUUUGACAGAGAACAUCACUGAGUUUGAGAAAGCAGUUCAUAGACAGAAGAUCUCUGGAAACAUAGAUACACCGGAAGGAGGUUUUGACGCCAUGCUUCAGGCAGCUGUCUGUGAAAGUCAUAUUGGAUGGCGAAAAGAGGCUAAAAGAUUGCUGCUGGUGAUGACAGAUCAGACAUCUCAUCUUGCUCUUGAUAGCAAAUUGGCAGGCAUAGUGGUGCCCAAUGACGGAAACUGCCAUCUGAAAAACAAUGUCUACGUCAAAUCGACAACCAUGGAACAUCCCUCACUAGGCCAACUUUCAGAGAAAUUAAUAGACAACAACAUUAAUGUCAUCUUUGCAGUUCAAGGAAAACAGUUUCAUUGGUAUAAGGAUCUUCUACCCCUCUUGCCGGGCACCAUUGCUGGUGAAAUAGAAUCAAAGGCUGCAAACCUCAAUAAUUUGGUAGUGGAAGCCUAUCAGAAGCUCAUUUCAGAAGUGAAAGUUCAGGUGGAAAACCAGGUACAAGGCAUCUAUUUUAACAUUACCGCCAUCUGUCCAGAUGGGUCCAGAAAGCCAGGCAUGGAAGGAUGCAGAAAUGUGACGAGCAAUGAUGAAGUUCUUUUCAAUGUAACAGUUACAAUGAAAAAAUGUGAUCUCACAGGAGGAAAAAACUAUGCAAUAAUCAAACCUAUUGGUUUUAAUGAAACCGCUAAAAUUCAUAUACACAGAAACUGCAGCUGUCAGUGUGAGGACAACAGAGGACCUAAAGGAAAGUGUGUAGAUGAAACUUUUCUAGAUUCCAAGUGUUUCCAGUGUGAUGAGAAUAAAUGUCAUUUUGAUGAAGAUCAGUUUUCUUCUGAGAGUUGCAAGUCACACAAGGAUCAACCUGUUUGCAGUGGUCGAGGAGUUUGUGUUUGUGGCAAAUGUUCAUGUCACAAAAUUAAGCUUGGAAAAGUGUAUGGAAAAUACUGUGAAAAGGAUGAUUUUUCUUGUCCAUAUCACCAUGGAAAUCUGUGUGCUGGGCAUGGAGAGUGUGAAGCAGGCAGAUGCCAAUGCUUCAGUGGCUGGGAAGGAGAUCGGUGCCAGUGCCCUUCAGCAGCAGCCCAGCACUGUGUCAAUUCAAAGGGCCAAGUGUGCAGUGGAAGAGGCACGUGUGUGUGUGGAAGGUGUGAGUGCACCGAUCCCAGGAGCAUCGGCCGCUUCUGUGAACACUGCCCCACCUGUUAUACGGCCUGCAAGGAAAAUUGGAAUUGUAUGCAAUGCCUUCACCCUCACAAUUUGUCUCAGGCUAUACUUGAUCAGUGCAAAACCUCAUGUGCUCUCAUGGAACAACAGCAUUAUGUCGACCAAACUUCAGAAUGUUUCUCCAGCCCAAGCUACUUGAGAAUAUUUUUCAUCAUUUUCAUAGUUACAUUCUUGAUUGGGUUGCUUAAAGUCCUUAUCAUUAGACAGGUGAUACUACAAUGGAAUAGUAACAAAAUUAAGUCCUCAUCAGAUUACAGAGUGUCAGCCUCAAAAAAGGAUAAGUUGAUUCUGCAAAGUGUUUGCACAAGAGCAGUAACCUACCGACGUGAGAAGCCUGAAGAAAUAAAAAUGGAUAUCAGCAAAUUAAAUGCUCAUGAAACUUUCAGGUGCAACUUCUAAAAAAAGAUUUUUAAACACUUAAUGGGAAACUGGAAUUUUUAAUAAUUGCUCCUAAAGAUUAUAAUUUUAAAAGUCACAGGAGGAGACAAAUUGCUCACGGCCAUGCCAAUUGCUGGUUGUACACUCGAACGAAGACUGACAAGCAUCCUCAUCAUGAUGUGACUCACAUAGCUGCUGACUUUUUCAGAGAAAAAUGUGUCUUACUACUGUUUGAGACUAGUGUCAUUGUAGCACUUUACUGUAAUAUAUAACUUAUUUAGAUCAGCAUAGAAUGUAGAUCCUCUGAAGAGCACUGAUUACACUUUACAGGUACCUGUUAUCCCUACGCUUCCCAGAGAGAACAAUGCUGUGAGAGAGUUUAGCAUUGUGUCACUACAAGGGUACAGUAAUCCCUGCACUGGACAUGUGAGGAAAAAAAUAAUCUGGCAAGUAUAUUCUAAGGUUGCCAAACACUUCAACAGUUGGUGGUUGAAUAGACAAGAACAGCUAGAUGAAUAAAUGAUUCGUGUUUCACUCUUUCAAGAGGUGAACAGAUAAAACCUUAAUCUUAAAAGAUUAUAUUGCUUUUUAAAGUGUGUAGUUUUAUGCAUGUGUGUUUAUGGUUUGCUUAUUUUUGCAAGAUGGAUACUAAUUCCAGCAUUCUCUCCUCUUUGCCUUUAUGUUUUGUUUUCUUUUUUACAGGAUAAGUUUAUAUAUGUCACAGAUGACUGGAUUAAUUAAGUGCUAAGUUACUACUGCCAUAAAAAACUAAUAAUACAAUGUCACUUUAUCAGAAUACUAGUUUUAAAAGCUGAAUGUUAAUAGGGGACACUGUAAAGUAUCAUCAAAACCUGAAUAGCUUCAUUGUGCACAGGUGUGGAGUUUUGUAUCUUCUUACCUGGUAAACUGAAGGGAUUGUUUGGCCAUUUCAUUUAUCUUAUCAUUAAUUCACAAGAUAUUUAGAAAUUCUGCCUCAAGCAAAGUACCACAUUUUGAAUGUUUUCUUAGAUUUUGAUUGCAAGUAGAUAUCAGCGUUUUUUAAAUGAAAAGCUAUAUUAUCUUCUCCCUUCAAGGCAGCCUAAGGAUUUUCUUUCCCAGAAUCACUCCAACCCUUCUUGCCAGAAUUCAUAAAAGUACAAAAUUGGAGAAUUGAUGAUAUCUUAGAAAUAAGCUAUUUUUUUUUUUUUUUUUUUGAGAUGGAGUUUCACUCUUGUCACCCAGGCUGGAGUGUUAUGGUGCAAUCAGGGCUCACUGCAACCUCUGCCUCCCGGGUUCAAGCAGUUCUCCUGCCUCAGCCUCCUGAGUAGCUGGGAUUACAGGCAUCCACCACCAUGCCCAGCUAACUUUUGUAUUUUUAGUAGAGACGGGGUUUUGCCAUGUUGGACAGGUUGAUCUCAAACUCCUGACCUCAGGUGAUCUACCCUCCUCGGCCUCCCAGAGUGUUGGGAUUACAGGCAUGAGCCACCAUGCCAGGCUGCUAAUUCUCCUUUUUAGUGAGUUAGGGAACUGAGCCUCAGAAAACUUAAACAAUUUCUCAAAAAACACUCAAGUGAUAAAGUGGCCACAUUGGAAAGGAGUUUCUAUCUUCUCAUUGCCAGGCCAGUGUUCAUUGCACAAUAUCAUGCUACCUCUUGAAUCUUUAAAAUAUUCAAUUGGCAAAUGUUUUUCAAUGUGAUUUACUCAUGUCUUAAGUGUAUGAGGAAAGUUCAAAGCAAAAUAGAAAAGAAUAAUUCAAACUGAAUUGUCCAUAAUCAGCUUCCAGUCUUUCAUGCUGAUCAGCUUCUUAAGAGACUGAAGCAUGGCAUACCUACAGGGGAAUUCCUUCGCACCAUAGCUUGUAUGACAGUGUUCCCUGGAGUUCUCCAGUGCUCAGCUUGAGACCUUGAUACACGGGCCAUGAGCCCUGUCUUCCCCAAUGGAAAUUUCUUUACACUUAUCUUAUCCCUAGGGACUUAGUCUGAUUUUAUUGGCUAGCAGUCUAACAGUCCUGUGUGGAUAUACAGUUUUGCCCAUGACAACAAAGGAAUCUAUUUGAAAUAUCUUUUUAUAAUUAACUUCCAAGAUUUGCUGUCUUCCAGCACUUGAGUUAAAGUACUAGAUACUGCAUUUUGAUGAAGACUAACCCCAUCUCAUAUUCUACCCUAAAGAGAACUGAAAAACCUAUAAUAAGUUGUUCUGGAGCCAAUAAACACAGUAGCUCUGUUAGAUGUCCUCUACAGCCAAGCAAUUUCAAUGCUAACUGGAACUGCAUUUCCUUCCUCAAAUGAGAGAUUGACAUAAUUCAGUACUGUGAGUCACUUGUAUAAGAAACCUUUGAUCACUAAAAAUAAUGUAAAAAUUGGAUUUAGUAGCCUAAUACACAUAACAUUCUUCUUAAAAAGGAAAAUGGAUGGAUGCCUGACAACCCUCCAAAAGAAAAAAGUGUAAGAUAUCCAUUAAGAUGAUGACAAUUUUUGAAAUGAACAUUAUGAUGUUUAUGAACAAUAAACAAAUUUCUGUUUGGAAUGAAUUAUCCAAAAAGAGUAUAACAAAAUGAAAUCCUUAAAAAUCAAGGGUUUAUAUUUUUUUACACCCUCACUUGUUUGCACUAACUUUAUAGUGGACCAAGGCUGUUACCAUAGGAAGGGACAAACUUCCUUAUAGGCAACUCAAUGUUAGACAAUGAUUGUGGUUAUGCUUGCAAAGUCUUGUGCUUAUCUUUUUUGUUUUUACUUAAAAAGCUAAUUUUUAAAGAUUGUAGGGCUUAUAUUUUACUUGAAUAAUUGAUAUCUUCCUGUGUAAUGAUUUGUGAGAUGAGAAUUAAUAUUUGACUAGUUAGAAUUAAUUAAGUGGUAAGGGAACACAGGGUACUCUUAGGUUAAAUAAUGUAUGUAAAUAGAGUCUAUUUUCAACUAAUAUGGCCACAGGAGCCUUUUGAGAUUCAUUGAUAUUAAACACAAUUAAUGAAAUUUUAAAUUGUUAACAGAAUUGAGAACUUGAACAACACUUUUAGUACUGCAGCAUUUUUGUGCCCUAAAGUAUGUAAUGAUUUAUAAAUGUGCCAUACAUACACUACAACAUAACAUUUGCUUUGUUAUGCAUUUUAUUUCUCUGGGGACACCGUUGCACUGCAGUGCACAUGUAUUUAUAAACAUUUGUUAUAUUUUUGGAAACUUGCUAAUAUUUAUUAAGUCAUAGACUUUUCUGGAAGACUUAAAAAUUCACUAAAAAUCUGAUUAUGUCUUAAAUGUUCAGUUUAUCUUUGGUUUACUAAAAUAACAAAAAAAAAAUCUAAGAUUAAACACAGUAGAUGUUUCUGGAGGCAACUUUCCAAAACUCAACAUUAAAAUUUGUGGAUGCAUGAGAUGCAAUCCUUCAAAGAAUGAAUCUGAAAUAUAUUUUUAAUAUUUAUUUAAUAUCCAUUGAAGAUAUCCUUAUGUAAGACAACAGUCAGCCAUCAGACACUGAAAUAUAUUAUGAUAGACUAUGAAGAAUUUUCUCUGUAGAAUUAUAUUCUUCCUGGAACCUGGUAGAGUAGAUUAGACUCAAAGGCUUUUUCUUUCUUUUCUUACUCCUGUUUUUUCCCACUCACUCGUCCCAAGAGAUUUCCUAAAGCUUCAAGCUUAAUAAGUCUAAUAGUGAAAAAUAACUGAAUUUAAUGGUAUAAUGAAGUUCUUCAUUUCCAGGCAUCUUUAAUUGAUCUUAAAGCUCAUUCGAGUCUUUGCCCCUGAACAAAGACACACCCAUUAAAAUCUAAGAAUUCUAAAUUUUCACAACUGUUUGAGCUUCUUUUCAUUUUGAAUGAUUUGGAAUAUAUACAUUUUCAUAAAAGUAUCAAGUGAAAUACAGUUACAUGGGAGCUCAAUCAUGUGCAUAUUGCAUUCUGUUAUGUUGACUCAAUAUUUAAUUUACAAUUAUCCUUAUUUAUAUGGACCUUAAGAACUCCAUUUUAUGCAAUGCAGACCGCUGAGAUAUAGCUAACAUUCUUUCAGAUAAUUUUCCUUUUAUAAUUCCUCUAUAGCAAAUUUUUAUGUAUAACUGAUUAUACAUAUCCAUAUUUAUAUUUCAUUGAUUCCAAGACAUCACUUUUUCAAUUUAACAUCUCUGAAAUUGUGAAUUUCUUGCAACUGUUGGCACUUCAGAUGCAGUGUUUAAAAUUAUGCUUGAAUAAAUAUUACACUAAUCCAAAUUUACCUAAAUGUUUAUGCAUCUAGGCAAAUUUUGUUUUCUUAUAAAGAUUUGAGAGCCCAUUUAUGAUAACAUAUGAAGGCAAAAUUUCAGGACAAUUGAGUCACGCACAACUCAACAUGGAGCCUAACUGAUUAUCAGCUCAGAUCCCGCAUAUCUUGAGUUUACAAAAGCUCUUUCAGGUCCCCAUUUAUACUUUACGUGAGUGCGAAUGAUUUCAGCCAACCCUAACUUAACCAACAAGAAUGGGUAGGUAUGUCUAUGUUUCAUUAACAAAUUUUUAAUAUUUUUAUUCUUUUAUAUGAGAUUCUUUUAUAUUAUCAUCUCACUUUUAAACAAAAUUAACUGGAAAAAUAUUACAUGGAACUGUCAUAGUUAGGUUUUGCAGCAUCUUACAUGUCUUGUAUCAAUGGCAGGAGAAAAAUAUGAUAAAACCAAUCAGUGCUGUGAAAAACAACUUUCUUCUAGAGUCCUCUUACUUUUUAUUCUGCUUUAUCAUUUGUGGGUUUUUCCCCCUUGGCUCUGAUCACUUUAACUUCAAGCUUAUGUAACGACUGUUAUAAAACUGCAUAUUUAAAUUAUUUGAAUUAUAUGAAAUAAUUGUUCAGCUAUCUGGGCAGCUGUUAAUGUAAACCUGAGAGUAAUAACACUACUCGUUUAUGUACCUGGAAUACUUUUCUGCAUAAAAUUUAUCUUUGUAAGCUAACUCUGUUAAUCAGGUUUCUUCUAGCCUCUGCAACCUACUUCAGUUAGAAUUGUCUAACACUGCUCUAUUAAUCAGGUUUCUAGCCUCUACAACCUACUUCAGUUAAAAUUGUCUAAUACAACAAUAUUUAAAAAAAACACUGCAAUUGUCAAGGAUGGAAAAUGUGUGAUUUGUGUAAAGAAUCUUUACCAACUUUACAUUUUCCUACAGAUAAAUGUGAAAUUUUGAUAAGUCUACACAAUGACAAGUAUGGUACAUAAAUUUUAUUAAGAAUAUUGAGUAUAAAAUACUUUAAUUCUAAAUUAUAAGAAAAUAUACAUUUGCACAUAUUAAUAUAGAAAUUCAUUUUGUGUAUAUUUAACAUAGCUUUUAAACUAUUUUACAUUUAUUAGCUACUUCAUUAUUGUUUCUUGAACUUCUGAAAAAAAUUAGAAAUGUAUUAAACUUAUCGGUAACAUAAAAACUUAUUUUGUUUCACCUAACGAAUACUGCGUUUGUAAAAAUAAAUUUAAUAUAGAAUAUAUUUUUAAAUUAAAUAUUUGAAUAUAAAAUUGCUCUAAGAAAGAAGCAAAUUAUCACUGAACAUAUUUCUUAUUAUUUCUGGCUUUGAAUUAUACGUAACUUAAAUUGUCUUAAAUGAUACAGAAUAUUGGAGAAUAUGAUACUUUCACAUAAUAUACUAUGAACCUGUUCAUAUAACUCUGACUACUAACUUCUGUUUUAUGUAUUUAUUAAAGAGCUGACACUG